Molecule: messenger RNA, 1809 nt
Organism: Mollisia scopiformis
Lineage: Eukaryota; Fungi; Ascomycota; Leotiomycetes; Helotiales; Mollisiaceae
Exons: 6
Biological process (GO): DNA-templated transcription; regulation of DNA-templated transcription
Cellular component (GO): nucleus
Molecular function (GO): DNA-binding transcription factor activity, RNA polymerase II-specific; zinc ion binding; DNA binding
Source: RefSeq, a predicted model, not a curated record
AUGGCUGCGAGAGAAAAUGAUCCAGAUUACCACGGGCCCCCUGCUGAGGUCGACACCACCUUAAGAGCACCAAAUCAUCGAGGCGGCGCAGUGGAUGCUGAACCAGCAGGACCCUCAAGUACAAACGAUGCGAAUACUAAACCGAUCGAGAAAACGAUAUCGUGCGUAUCAUGUAGGAAAAGGAAGCUCAAAUGCGAUCGCGUCAAGCCCUCUUGUGGGACUUGUAAUAGGCUGCGACAUGACUGCGAAUAUCCAGAGCGGAGGAGGAACUUAGGUUCCAAGAGGCGCAAUAUGAAGGAAUUGGAAGCCAGACUUGCUCAGGUCGAAACACAAUUAGUCUCCGAGCAGACCAAGGCAGCUACGACCCAAGGCGCAACCAGCAUUAGCAUGGACGCUGACUGGAACGAUUUGACAAUGGACAUGAAUAUGGAUAUGGUUGAUGAUGCGCUUUUGGAUGGGACCUUCGAUUUGAACGCAGCUGGCUUCGAUUUCCAACCGCCAGGUCCUUCGCUUCCUAUGGGCGAUAUAUUCUCACAAGAGCUGCUAGAGCUGGGUCUGCAGGAACCUCUUCCUCCUCAAGAAAUGAUGGAUGAUCUCCAUCAGAUCUAUUUCGAAAAAUUUCAUCCACAGGUCCCUUUCAUACACAAAUAUCGCUAUUAUACGUCACUGUCAAAAUCGCCUAUGUUUCGUCCUCCUGUUUGUCUGCGGUAUGCGAUUUGGGCUGUGGCAGCAUCUCUGUCCGAUAAAUACCGUUGCUACGAAGAUUUGUUAUAUGAACGAUCACGAAGGUACCUGCAAGAUGCUGAGAUGAAGGGACACGGCGAGGGCUUUGUUUCAAUAUAUUAUGCUCAGACUUGGGGACUUAUAUCUAAUUUCGAGGCGAAGAAGACAUACUUCUCUCGUUCUUGGAUGAGUACAGGGAGAAUGGUUCGAUUAACCCAAAUGCUUGGGCUUUACAGACUAGAUAUUGAAAGGGGAGAAUUCAAGCAAAUCUUACCUCCUCCGCGAGAUUGGAUUGAGCUUGAAGAACGACGUCGAACUUUCUGGGCAGCUUACUAUGGUGAUCGAUGGGCGAGUUCAGGGACUGGUUGGCCGAUGUUAGUUCAUGAAGAUGAGAUUUUUACAAACCUGCCUUGCUCUGACGAGGCAUUCGAGUCAGGCGUGGUGGAGCCAACUAUCUCUCUUGCAGAAGCACUUACCCCUGAUGGAGCUCGGAAUCUAAGUCCUUUUGCUGGAGUCAUACUCUCCGCCACCCUUUUUGGACACAACUUCCUCCAUCUUCACAAGUCGGGUCCCGACGAGCAUCCCGAGGAUCCCGUAAAUGGAGAAUUCUGGAAACGACAUAGGAAAAUGGAUAAUGUGUUAUCUAAUACCUUCAUGUUCUUACCAGAUCAUCUCAGGCUGCCGUCAAACGUUCGGAAUAUGAACGUGGUAUUUCUCCACAUGAAUAUCCAUGCUUCCGCCAUUUGUCUUCAUCAGGCAGCUAUUCUUACCGCCGAGAAGCACUCGCUUGCCAAGAAUGUUUCGGAUCAAAGUCGUGGACGCUGUCUACUUGCUGCUGAAGAGAUCGUUAACAUAAUGCGUCUCAUCUGUCAUGUUGAUCACAGCUUGUUGCAUCCUUGGAUUGGCUUUUGCCUAUACGUCGCUGCUGGCGUGUUCGUGAAGGAUCAGAAACAUGGAAGCCGUAACCCUGGUGUCAUGACGAACUUAGAAUUCUUGUUAUCGGCCAUGAAGUCAAUCGGAUCGAAGCAUAAUAUCACAAAUCACUUCACCGCACAAGUCGAACUAGACAUGCAGGCAGCAGGUCUU